UUUUGUUUCUAGAAUGAAACUGAAGGGGUGAGGUGGGAUAGUGUGUCCGGUGGCCUCGAGUCCUUGGAACAGCUGUCGUCAUGGGGAGCGUCUACGCAGAACCUUGGAGAACUGACUGAGGAGGCGAUGACGGAGGUUUACAACAAGUACUCCUUCCAAAGAAAAGAAGAUACUAACAACUUGGCGAUCAAUGAAUAUAAACAAGAGAUCCUGGACCGCAUUCGUGGCUUUCCUGUAGUCAUCAUAGAGGGGCCGACCGGUUGUGGUAAAACAACUCAAGUGCCUCAAUGGAUCCUGGACGACAGUUACCAAAAUCGCAAACCAUGCAAGGUCAUUGUGACUCAACCGAGGCGUAUUGCAGCGAUAUCCAUCGCGAAAAGAGUUGCACAAGAACGUGGUUGGGAUGUGGGAGGACUAGUUGGUUAUCAGGUUGGACUUGAAAACAGGACUUCAACAGAUACGCGAAUCCAUUAUGUGACCACUGGAGUUCUCUUGCAAAAAUUGGUUUCUGCGAAAACAAUGAAUGAAUACACCCACAUAAUCUUGGACGAAGUGCAUGAACGCGGACAAGAAAUGGACUUCUUGCUGCUUAUAGUGAAAAAACUACUUUACACAGUCUCUCCAACAGUCAAGAUUGUGCUCAUGUCUGCCACAUUCAACCGCAAAGCGUUUGGUGACUAUUUCCUUAUACCAACACCAAAAGGAUUGCAGAUGUCCUCAUGCAUUAAAGUGACAAAGAAAGAACCCAUGUUCACUGUGAAAACGUUUUAUUUGAACCACCUGAACAAAUUUGGAGCGAUUGUCCAGAAUUCAACACCCAAAACCCAGGAGGCUACCAUCGCUCCAGAGAUGUAUCACCUCGUCAUCAGGUUGAUACACGCCUUUGAGCAUAUUGACUUGCAAGAAGAGAACUAUGAAGAUCAUAACCAGGUGGAAUUGUCCUCGGUGCUCAUCUUUUUGCCUGGUAUCAAUGAGAUUGAGGACUUGUACAACUGCUUGAUGGACAACAAAUUGAGGGAGAAUAUAUCCGGCGCCGAGUGUGCUCGGUACAAGUGGCAGGUGCUGCCACUUCACUCCACCAUCACGGCCGACGAGCAGGCGCGCGUGUUCCUACGAGCGCCGCCCGGCACGCGCAAGAUUAUUCUCUCCACCAACAUCGCUGAGAGCUCCAUCACCGUGCCCGAUAUUAAGUACGUGAUCGACUUCUGCCUGAUGAAGAUCCUAGUGGCAGACGAGCACACGAACUUCACGUCGCUGCAGAUGCACUGGGCCUCCAAGACCAACUGCGAGCAGCGCGCCGGCCGCGCGGGACGAGUGCGCGACGGCCGCGUCUACAGGCUUGUUAAGGAGAAGUUAUAUGAAAACCUGCCCCAAGAGUGCGCCCCAGAAAUAGUCCGCUGUCCGCUGGAGCGUCUGGUCCUGCUUGCCAAGAUGUUGGACAUGGGCCCUCCGAGCGAUAUCCUGGCGCUGGCUAUGGACCCGCCCGAUAUGUUGAAUAUUCACCGCACUGUGCUUGUGCUGAAAGAAAUUGGCGCCUUGAAGAAGACAUUCAACGGCGAAUGGAGCUCCUCCGACGGCGACAUAACGUACCUGGGCCGCGUCAUGGCCAUGCUGCCCAUCGACGUCAAGCUGUCCAAGCUCAUCAUGCUGGGCUACAUGUUCGGCUGCAUGGAGGAGAGCAUCAUCAUGGCCGCGGCCAUGAGCGUGAAGAACUUGUUUAACAGUCCGUUCCGCGAGCGGCUCAAUGCGUACAACUCCAAGCUCACGUGGGCUGACGGAUCCACCAGCGACUGCAUCGCUUUCCUGAACGUCUACAAGGUGUGGAACCACCUACGCCAGCAGCAGUACUUCCGUCAGCAAGGCAACAACGAGGCGCAGUGGGCGCGCCGCUUCUACGUGCAAUUACGCGCGUUGCGAGACCUAGACGACCUCGUGCGCGAACUCCGUCUGCGCCUGUCCCGCGCCGGCAUCGAGCCCUUCAAGGGACACUCGCCCUGGGACAAGCACGAGCUGCCCGUGGUGCUCAAGGUACUUCUGGCGGGCGCGUUUUACCCGCAGUACUUCGUGCAGGUGUCGCAGGACGAGGCGCGCGAGCGCGAGGCCGUGCGCAUUCUCAACGGGCUCGAUCCCAGGAACACGGUUUACCUUCGGGACUUCCCCGACCAGCAGCCGGGCCCGGUGUACGCGGCAGCCAUCAAGAACAUCGUGCGCAAACACAUCGGCGACGAGCCGCGCGUCACCUUCGACAAGAACAGCAGGAAAGUAUUUUUGACUUUCUGCGACAACCAAUACGCGAAACGUGACAAGAAUAACAGCGGUGACCCCACAAUCCCUGGCCAAGUGGUGUUGCCAGUGUACAAAGCGAUCAAAGCACGCCAGCUGAGAAUGGACAUCAGGAUUCCAUUGCUGCCGUUGGAGAAAGCCAAUGCGCUUGCGGCGAUGCUUGAGGCUAGUAACAGCAACCCUGACAUGGUCAAGAUGGUGCCGCGACUGCCAGAAGUUGACGACACGCAUUUUCCAUUGAAGAUCACUUAUAAAUUCAGCAUCAGCAGAUUCUUCGUUCAAUACGACGACGACUCCACAGCGGCCGAGUUGCGUGAGAUCCACAACUCCCUGAACGGGCCCCACUUGUUGGUGUACACGGGGCCCGUACAAGUGGGGGACGUGUACGCGGGGCCCCGUUCCGACAACAAGGGGACUUCCUACUGCCGCGUGCAAGUCAAGAAAGUGCUGCCGAGGGACAUGGUCGAGGUGCUGUACAUCGACUUCGGCGGCUACGGUCGGCUGAACACGUGCAACCUGAUGAUGCUGCCCGCGGGCGUGUGCCAGCGCACGCCGCCGCUGGCCAUGCAGUGCGCGCUGUGCGAGCUGGGGCCCGCGCCGCUGCUGGAGCCGCACGCGCAGUGGACGCGCGCCGCCGACGCCUGCUUCGCCGAGCUCACCGCGCGCACCCGCCUGCUGGCCAAGGUGUACAGCGUGACGCACGGCACGGUAGCCAUCGAACUGCUGGCAGACGGCGGGCGCGUGAACGUCAAUCGCGAGCUAGUAUCGCGCGGCUACGCGGUUCCCGUCGAAGAAAGUUACGACUCCAAGAUGAACCACGACCUCCGUCAGAUGGCGUCAGAUUUAAACAUGGCUCAGAAGCGGGCGUAUAACAAAGAGCAGUCCCAAAUAUACAAGGACCUUCGUGAACUGGAGCCGCCAAAUAGCAAGGACUGCGUGGCCGACGUUUGCCUCAAAGGGCCUACCAGCCCGUUGGAGACGACGAUUCACAACUUGAUGUACGCAAGCCGCGACCAGCAGGUCACCAUCGAGUGGCACUCCGUCAACUCGGUGAUGCUCGACACCGAGCCACAAGAAGUUUACGAAAGAUUGGUGGUGGCAGCUGACGUGGGUCAGAACCAGGCGCAGAGCAAGCUGACGCUGCGGCACACCACGCUCAUGCCCAACAUCCCCGGUCUGCCCGGCAUCAUGGCGCUGCUGUUCUGCCCCGUUGCGGAGCUUCGUCGCGACCCGGACGGCACGCGUUACGUCAGCGCGCUGUGCGGGCUGGGCAGCAACGCCGACGCGCGGCCCUACUUCCCCGAGCACGACUUGCUCGUCAACAUCGACGCAGACCUCUCCGUCGAGGACAUCGGACACAUCAACCACAUCCGCCACCUGAUGGACUACAUGAUGUACUGCGAGGACGGGCAGGUCGCGCCGCCGGCCGACUGCGAGCACCGCCCGCAGGUGCCAGGACACAUCCGCAGGAACCUCAUGAACCUGCUGAUGGUGCGUCGCAAGCACCGCGAGCCGGUGUCGGUGGUGAACGCGUGGGAGUGGCGUUCUGUGCCCGACGACGAGCUACUGGAGAUUACGGACCCCGACAUGGUGAAGCGUACCGUCAUGUACCCGCUGCACGCGCCGCUGGAGCUUCGUCCAAUGCCACGUGAACAAAUGCUUGAGCUCAAACGGGAGAACGAUCAACUCAAAAUGCAAGUCAGCAGGACGUCGAUCUCUUCGCAUACGGAGCUGGUGUGCAAGCUGUGCGGAACAGGCCCGCUACCGGUACACGCUAUGAGGAUCCACCUUUAUUCCAAUGCGCAUCGCGGGAAGGAGGAAGAUUUCCGCGCCUUCCAGUCUUAAGUUACGUAACUUUGUCACUUUGUCUAGGACUUACGCGCCUACCAGUUUUAAGUUACGUUACCUUGUCACUUUGUCUAAGACUUACGCGCCUACCAGUUUUAAAUUACGUUACCUUGUCACUUUGUCUAGGACUUACGCGCCUACCAGUUUUAAGUUACGUAACCUUGUCACUUUGUCUAGGACUUACGCGCCUACCAGUUUUAAGUUACAUUACCUUGUCACUUUGUCUAGGACUUUCGCGCCUACAGGUCUUAAGCUACGUUAUACUGUCACUUUAUUUAGGACUUCCGCGACUGCCAGUUUUAAGUUAAUUAUACUCGCUUGAUUUAGAUUUAAACAAACUUUAGUAUUACACUGAGACUAUGAGUAUUGCCAACUGAGCCCGUAAACUUAAGUUCAUACAGUUAUUUUUCAGACUUUAAAAAUGUAAGUAAGUACUUAACAGUACUUUACAUCCAACUUGACAACUUUAUUUAAAAAUCGUUGAUUUGUGCAUUUAACUACAUAUUUCCUUUAAGUACAAUAGUUAAUUUUGUGCUGUUUUUUCAAUCACUUGAUAACUUUAUUUCCUAAAUAAGUUUAACAUAUUGACAGCUUCUUCUUUUCCUUUAGGGAAAUGUAUAAAAUUGUUAAUUUAAUUCUUGAUACGAGGAUAAACGUUAUCCGACUUUGGAAUAGCAGCCCCAGUAUAAGUAUAAAUGUAGAAGCUGACAAAAGCGAUCUCAAUUUUGAAAUAUUUGAUUACAAAAAUCACAUAGUGCGUUUUUUAGUUUCCUGAAGUUUAUAGGUUAGAUUGGUGUUAUUAAAAUAAGUAAGAUAUUUGAUGUACUUUACGCAACGGCGUAUUUGGAAUUUUCUCUGUGUGCCAUUCCAUUUCUAGUGAUGAUAUUAAGCCAAGUUUCGUAGUACUACUUUUCACAUCGACGAAUUGAUUAAACUAAUUGUUUAUUGUUUAUUAUACUUUGUCGUUAUUUUUUUUACUUUGCUAGGGUAAUAAACCCUAAGUAGUUGAUAAAUAUUUAGGUGCUUUCUCUGUAUUUUUUUUCUAUAGAUCUAUAGAUAUUAAAAUCUGUAAGACUGUUGAUUAAUGUUAAGUUGUUUAACAUUUCGCAUUCAUAG
Messenger RNA from Ostrinia furnacalis (Asian corn borer), 5247 nucleotides. RefSeq names its product tudor domain containing 9 protein spindle E (gene spn-E). The record is from RefSeq and is a predicted model, not a curated record. Gene Ontology annotation, molecular function: ATP binding; helicase activity; RNA binding. NCBI's taxonomy places the organism in Eukaryota, Metazoa, Arthropoda, Insecta, Lepidoptera, Crambidae. Gene Ontology annotation, cellular component: intracellular anatomical structure. The transcript has 27 exons. Bases 127 to 4128 code for a protein of 1333 amino acids.